AUGCAAUAUUUGACCAUCCUCAUAUCUGCGCUGUCAGUUGGCGCCAGUGCCACGGUCAUCCCCCCAGCCCGGAGCCAGGCCAUCUUAUCAGCAACGCCUACAUCGUCACCAACAUCUACUUCGCCCACAGCUUACGCCAACCCUUGGCCAACUGGCGACAUUCAUGACCCAAACUCUUACACCAAAUACGCCAAAAUUGAAAAGGAUGCCCGCCCUGGUAUCAUGGAAUGCUAUGCCUCCAUCCAAUUGAACGACACCCAGUGUGAAGAUAGCCGAUCCACUCGAAUCGGCCGAUAUGAUCCUCAGCUAGAGACCUGUGAACCCGACUCACCGAGCUGGACAACUGCGCAAGAAAAGCCCCAGGUCGGCAUGGUGUGCGACAACUAUCAUUUGAGUUAUUACUUCUACCCACACAUUUGGAAUGGAUUAGAAUCUGAAAGCGGUCAACUCGUGUUAACCAAGCAUGGCGAGGAUAUCAACCAGGGCCAGUCUAUGCCUGUUGGUCUUAAGCCUGGCUGCUGGGCUGGGUUCCAGGAUGGUGCUUGGUAUGGAAAUUGUGACGCUGAUUUUGUUGUCGAAGAUUGGACUAUGCAAGAAGUCAAGAAGUGA
This is a messenger RNA of Penicillium nucicola, 609 nucleotides long. RefSeq lists its product as uncharacterized. The record is from RefSeq and is a predicted model, not a curated record. The transcript is spliced from 2 exons. The coding region runs from base 1 to 609 and encodes 202 amino acids. Lineage: Eukaryota; Fungi; Ascomycota; Eurotiomycetes; Eurotiales; Aspergillaceae.